AUGGUACUCACUGAUGAUUUGAAGGAUAAUCAUGCUCCUGUGGUCCUGGAAGUACUAAGUGCCACUCUUGGUACCAAGCAAAGAAACAAAAUGAAUAAUACACUGAAGAAAAAGCAGAGAGAAAGCAUCAUAAAAGUCGUGGUUUCCUUGCUGAAUUCUGGAGGGGGUGUGGUCAAGAUAGGCAUUGUGAAUAAGAACUACAACUACAAAGAAGAUGGAAUAGCAUCAGAUUUGGAAACCUCAUUUAGUGAAAAUAUCCCAUUUGUUUCUAAGUACCUGAGUUUUAAGCAACAAGAGAACUACUUUCUGAUUUUUGUCAAACCAUGGAACUUAGGAAACUCUUUUCUCCCAAUUGCCACUGUAAAGACCAAUUUGUACAAAAGAGAUUUAUCAUCUACCAAUAUGAUGAAUAACACUGUUGCUUUGGAGUUCCUCCUAGAGAAGAAAAAGUCUGGAGGGCACAUCAUUCCUAAAACACCGAAGACAAUUCAUGGUGAGUUGCUAGGAGAAGAUACCAUAGAGGCCUCAGCUGCUGCCACUUUCAGCAAGACACAGCUUCAAUAUGGGGAAAAACUCACCUUUACUGAAUCCACACAUGCGGAAAUGAAAUGCUUCAAAACUGAAAAGUCAUUUCAGCGCAUUAAAGAGAUUCUCCCUCAGUAUGUUUCUGCAUUUGCAAAUACAGAUGGGGGGUAUUUAUUUAUUGGUAUAGAUGAUAAUAGACAAGUCACUGGAAUUGAACUGAAUGAUACAAUUGAAUCCUUAGAAAAAGGAAUUAAAAAAUGCAUAGAGAAGUUGCCUGUCCAUCACUUCUGCAAGAAAAUGAAGAAGAUAGAGUACACUUGUAAGUUUCAAAAAGUUGGUGGUGAUGAACAUCCUAAUAAAUAUGUCAUUGCACUCAGAAUAGAGAAAUUCUGCUGUGCGGUGUUUGCUAAAGAGCCAGAUUCCUGGUACGUGGAAGACAACAGAGAGAAGCAGUUCUCUGUAGAGGAAUGGGUCAACCGCAUGGUAAAUGGCAAACAAGGUGAGAAAGGGGGAUUGGAAUAA
Messenger RNA from Sorex araneus (European shrew), 1047 nucleotides. It is a transcript of the gene SLFN12, whose product is annotated as schlafen family member 12. The transcript has a single exon. Lineage: Eukaryota; Metazoa; Chordata; Mammalia; Eulipotyphla; Soricidae. The record is from RefSeq and is a predicted model, not a curated record. The coding region runs from base 1 to 1047 and encodes 348 amino acids.